Messenger RNA from Sporisorium graminicola, 1041 nucleotides. RefSeq lists its product as uncharacterized. Bases 1 to 1041 code for a protein of 346 amino acids. The record is from RefSeq and is a predicted model, not a curated record. NCBI's taxonomy places the organism in Eukaryota, Fungi, Basidiomycota, Ustilaginomycetes, Ustilaginales, Ustilaginaceae. The transcript has a single exon.
AUGGCUCCAACGCGGGCAGCCUCGCAUGCCGGUAGCUGGUACACCGACGAUGCCGACGAGCUCGACGCGUCGCUCUCGGACUGGCUAGAAGACGUUGACGCCAACUCGCUUCCCAAGCCGCUCUCCGUCUGCCAGCGCUCUUUUGCCCCCGAUGCGCUACCAUUACCUGUCCCGGCAUCACGAGCCAUCAUUGGCCCGCAUGCAGGCUUCUCGUACUCGGGCCCUGCAGCCGCCUACGCCUAUCGCACCAUCGACACCUCGUCCGUCUCGACCGUCUUCAUCCUCGGGCCUUCGCAUCAUGUCUACCUAGACGGAUGUGCUGUCUCUGCGUGCGAGCAAUACACGACGCCGCUGGGCAACCUUCCGAUCAAUCGCAAGGUUACGGAUGACUUGAAGGCUACGGGCAAGUUUAGCGUCAUGUCGCAGACGGAGGACGAGGAUGAACACAGCAUCGAGAUGCACCUCCCGUAUAUUUACAAGGUCUUCGAGGGGAAACAGGUACAGAUUGUGCCGAUCUUGGUAGGGGCGAUCAAUACGAGCAAGGAGAGCGAGUAUGGCAUGCUGCUGGCGCCGUAUCUAGCCGAUCCGAGCAACUUUUUCGUGGUUUCCAGUGACUUUUGCCAUUGGGGGUUGCGGUUCAGGUAUACCCACUACAGGCCUUCGGGCUCGAGUCUAGCCACGCAGCUGUCCAACAGAUCGCCACCUUCCCUCCUGGAGACCAAACCCAUCCACCAGAGUAUCCGGGAACUCGACGAAACAGGCAUCCUUGCCAUCACCUAUCCGUGGACUGACGCAGCCGGUGAAGGCAAAACCGCGGAACAGGCACGACUCGCAUUCGCACAGUACCUCAGCUCGACGAAAAACACAGUGUGUGGACGACACCCGAUCGGCGUACUCCUCGCGGCGCUGGCAGAGCUGGAAAAGUCCCACGAUGUCAAGUCGGAAUGCAGGUUUACGAGGUACGAACAGAGUAGCCAGUGUUUUACUCCGCAGGACUCGUCCGUCUCGUAUGCUUCGGCUUUUGUCCGCUUUCGCGAGUGA